This is a messenger RNA of Centruroides sculpturatus (bark scorpion), 1379 nucleotides long. RefSeq lists its product as uncharacterized. Gene Ontology annotation, molecular function: sequence-specific DNA binding; zinc ion binding; DNA-binding transcription factor activity. The transcript is spliced from 9 exons. Gene Ontology annotation, biological process: regulation of DNA-templated transcription. NCBI's taxonomy places the organism in Eukaryota, Metazoa, Arthropoda, Arachnida, Scorpiones, Buthidae. The record is from RefSeq and is a predicted model, not a curated record. The coding region runs from base 183 to 1133 and encodes 316 amino acids.
UAUUUUAAGGCAAAAUGUCUGUAAAAUUUUGAAUAAAUUAAGCAUUUAAAAAAUUUAAAUAUUAAAUUAGAUUUAAACGAAAAGCAGCAGGUACUAGGCGGAAUUGAAGUGAAGUAGAAGCCAUUAAUGCAAUUUAUUUUAUUAUUAAGUUUUUAAAACUGUUAAAUUGAUUUUUAAAAAAGAUGAAAGAGUUAAAAAAGAAGGAAGAUAAUGCUAUUGUGUUAUAUUUAUCUCCUAUAAGAAAUACAUGUGAAAUUUGUAAUACUGGGUUUGAAAUAUCAAAUCGUUAUGGAACAUUCACUUGUGUUUCGUGCAGUCUGUUUUUUGAAUUAAAUGUAGUUCUAACAAAAGAAAUAAUCUGCUGUAAAACUCGAAGCGGAAAAUGUUCAGUCGACAGGUCAAUCGUCGGUGAUGAGGAAUUGUGCAAAUUUUGUCGCUUAAACAAAUGCUACGAUGUCAAAAUAAAUUACGAAAUAAUCACAGACCAUCCAAAUUUUAUUCAAAGAUGCUUAGCUGCUCGUGAAAAAGAAAUUCAGUAUAAGGAGAACAUUUUGGAUUUCAAUCAGGAAUUGGAGUUAAUUCAAUGCCUGAUAUAUAUGGAGCAAUAUUAUUAUAAAUGGUUAAAUUUGUUUCCAAGUUUUCGCCGCUUAAGUGAGAAACAAAAGGGAUAUGUGAGAUUGAAGUCACACGUAUACGGUGCUAUCAUGCAACUCAUCGAGAGAUCUCUUUACGUUUACCGAACGAUUAGACUACACAAUUGUUUUCUAUAUAACAUGAAGCCCACAGAUAUUCUCUUCUUCAAUUUAAUCAAAAGUUUGAUCGAUUUUCGAGACGGCAUUAAAAACAGCACAGAAAAUAUAAAAGAAUUUCACGUUAAGAAACUCCAAUUUACAUUACAAGACGAUGUGGUAUUGAGGGACUCAAGUUUAAAAGUUCGAAAGAGUUCACGUAAUAUGCUGGAAAAUAUCGCUGAUAAAGUAUUAGAAGUGAUGAAGGAGAAUUCGAGACAUUUACUCUUCGAAGGUAAAGAAAAUUUUCGGAAAAUUGAAUCAUUAAAUUUGUUUGAUUAUUCUUCGAAUAUUCCCGAAGAAGAUUAUCCAUAUAAUAAAAUCGAUUUUUGCGUUAAACUAUGAAUGUAAAAAAUCGCGUAAUUUUGUAUACUCUGCAGAUUUUAAUAUUUUAUGCGUAAGGAAGGUUUUAAUGUACAGAAGGAUAAAAAUAAUUUAAAAAUUUAUAUUGUAUUUUUUCUGCUUUAGAGUUGAAUGGACUGCAGUGAUUGAAAUCAUCACUCGAACUUUUUACUGUUUUAAUCAGAUCCUAUGCAAAAAUAUUUUGUCGACAAUGUUUUAAAAACAGAAUAAAAAUUCUUAUUAUAAAAG